Molecule: messenger RNA, 757 nt
Organism: Aspergillus heteromorphus CBS 117.55
Lineage: Eukaryota; Fungi; Ascomycota; Eurotiomycetes; Eurotiales; Aspergillaceae
Product: H(+)-transporting V0 sector ATPase subunit c''
Exons: 3
Coding region: 51-503 (150 amino acids)
Biological process (GO): proton transmembrane transport
Cellular component (GO): proton-transporting V-type ATPase, V0 domain
Molecular function (GO): proton-transporting ATPase activity, rotational mechanism
Source: RefSeq, a predicted model, not a curated record
UAUUCCUCGAGUCGGUGUCCCCGUAUGCCUGGGCGAACCUCGGAAUUGCCAUGUGUAUUGGUCUGUCGGUCGUCGGGGCCUCAUGGGGUAUCUUCCUGACCGGCUCGUCGAUUGUGGGUGGAGGUGUCAAGGCACCCCGGAUUCGCACCAAGAACCUGAUCUCCAUCAUCUUCUGUGAAGUGGUGGCUAUCUACGGCGUCAUCAUGGCCAUUGUCUUUUCCUCCAAGCUCAACCUCAUCGAGGGCGACCAGCUCUUCUCCGGCAGCGACUACUAUACCGGGUUCGCGCUGUUCUGGGGUGGCAUCACCGUCGGCGCAUGUAACCUGAUCUGCGGCAUCUCCGUCGGUAUUAACGGUAGUGGUGCUGCCCUGGCCGACGCCGCCGACCCGAGCUUGUUCGUCAAGAUCCUCGUGGUGGAGAUCUUCAGCUCCGUGCUUGGUCUUUUCGGUCUGAUUGUCGGACUCCUGAUCGGCGGAAAGGCGCUGGACUUCGGGGCCGCGUGAGAAGAGUGUCGAGGGAGGUAUAGAGGGCGGUGGUGGGGAUGAUGUGUAUGACUUAUAUCAUUCUUGUCUUCAAUUUUCUGUUGUCCUUUUCAUAAGCCGCAUCGGGGCGCACGGAUUCGAUUUGAUUGUAGAACCUUUCUUUUUUUUUUUGGCUAUGCGUGAAUUGCAUUGAUAGUCUUGCUGUUUGGUUUGUCUGACGGAGAGAUCGGGAGGAUGUGGUGUACAGUAACGAACGAGCGUAUCCAAAAUGAAAC